Danaus chrysippus (African queen) is the source of this 2115-nucleotide messenger RNA. Lineage: Eukaryota; Metazoa; Arthropoda; Insecta; Lepidoptera; Nymphalidae. The record is from the annotation of a GenBank genome assembly.
AUGAGUGAAUCAUGUGUGGAGACUCCUGAAGCACCGGCUUGGCUGUCUAAAUUGGAAAGUCAAAGGGAAAAACUCAGUAAGGCUCGUCUUGGUCAUGAUAGCGGCGCCGGUGCAUCCUGCAACUCGUGUGGAUCGGGAUGCCCGGGUCUUGAUUUGCAUUUCUGGCGUAAGGUCUGUCGAGCAUGCCACUGCAGUAAAGACGUACAUGACGUACAAGAUGAUGAUCUAUCAGGAUGGGCACAGUUUGAACUACUUGGAACAGCUAAACCAAAAAAAGGAACAUUGCCACUUAUUAAAAUUCGAGGGGUAACCGACAAACCAGUAAAACUCGACUGGGUACCUCCAAAUGCUUCUACAGAAUUGGUAUCAGAAUAUAUGUCAUGUUUGGGUGAGUUAGCUCCGGUGUCGGGCUCGGAAGCAGCUAAAAAGCGUCGAGCUCAGCUUAGAACACAAUUACCACCACAUGAUGUUGCUACUGCUGCAAGAACACAUGCCUCUGAAGAGGAAAAGACAGAGCAUACGGAAUACAUCAUGCGUAUUAAAGAAAAUGUGGUUGGAAUGGGUAAUGUUGUUAGAGUGGCACCAUUACAAAAUGGGGAGGUUGUCUCUAUAGAAAAUGCAAAAACUCAUACAACUACCAAGUCAUAUGCACUACCUUUAAAAAUAUCAAACAUAUCAAGGGGUGUUAAAUAUAACAUAGUACCUAAAAAUGCUUCAGAUAAAAAGCUUGUAUUAGACACACAAGGUAAUGUUGUAAGCAGUGCUGCAAAUUUACCAGAUUAUAAAUCAAGUCCAGCCUUGAGCAAAGUUGUUAAAGACAGACUUAAUGCUAUGCACAUUGAAUCAGACAGAAUCAAAAGUGCCGUAGAACAUGGACCAGUUUAUGAUAAACUAUUUAAAAAUUUGAAUGAUUUGAAUAUGCAAGUUGCUAAUGAUGUAUAUCUUCAACCUAUAAAACUCUUUAGAGAUGAAUAUAACAGAAACCCACAAUUUAAAGACGAAGUUAAUGAGUUUGCCAGUAAAUCCUUAGGAGCACAAAUAAUACCAGAUGUAUGGGCUGCAAAUAAUAAUAAUUUAAUGGGCACAGCUAAAUUGUUUGAUAGCAGGAUUCAGAAAGGCACUAUUUUUGCACCUAAUGGAGAAAUAUGGAGUUGGAAACAUGAACCAACAAGCCCAGAACAUAGUGGUACUAUUUGUUCAACAAUAAUAAAUCCUCAAUAUUCUACAAGUAUGAAACCAAUAAAUCAGGUGGAACCACAACAGACAGCACCUUUAAGAGAAUACUUAAGAACUCAUUCAGAGGAAGAUUUUCCUCCACCAUUACCAAAUUAUAGUACAUAUCCUGGAGCUCUGCCUGUAAGUCCUCAAGAUAAUAAAUUGAAUAACUCAUCUCCAAAUCAAUUUGAUCCUAUAGCAAAUCCUGUCCAGAUGGGUAAUUAUGCAGAGCAGAUUGACCCAAUUCUUACACAAUUUGCUGAUAUGUCACUGAAUCCAGCUGAAGUAGAGUUUAACAGAAAGUUAUACAAUGAAGGAGUACCAUGUCAGAGAUGUGAGAAACCAAUGUUUGCUGGCGAAGUUGCUGUGAAAGCUGAAAGGGCGGGCCAAGAGGCAAUAUGGCAUCCGCAAUGUUUCACUUGUUGUAAAUGUGGUGAACUACUCGCUGAUCUAGUGUAUUUCUACUAUAAAGGAGAAAUUUACUGUGCCAGAGAUUUGGCGAAUGUAUUGGAGAUUCCGCGUUGCGCUGGUUGCGAUGAGUUAAUAUUCACACGUCCGUAUACCGCAGCUGAAGGCAGAGCAUUCCAUGUUGAGCAUUUUUGUUGCUAUCAUUGUGACGCACCGCUUGGCGGAAAGAAGUAUGUGCCAGAUGAUAAAACAGGUCUGCCGAUUUGUCUUACAUGUUAUGACCAGUAUUAUGCAGAGCGUUGUAAAGCCUGCGGUGGUAUUAUAGGGCCUGAACAGCAAGGAGUUUCUUGGAGCAAGACACAUUGGCACGCAGAAUGCUUCAUUUGUUCAGGUCGAAUGUGUGGUAAAAGCUUACUUAGCGGCAGAUUUGUUGUUAAGCAGGAUAUGCCCUUUUGCAGUGUGCCUUGUGUACAAAGUAGAAUCAAGCAAUGA